AGUUUGGGCCGCCAUAUUCCAACCCAAAAGGGUAAGAAGGCUGGUACGGAGCAAAGCUCCACAGUCUACACUAGUGGGACUGGUGCACGCCAACGAGGAGGGGUUUUCCUAAAAUCUCAGCAAAAAAUGGUGUCAGUUUGCUUUUUGCUAAAUCUCUGCUUAAAUGGCGGCAUUUGGGCACCUCUGUUUCGUGCCCAUGUUGCAUUCAUGGAGUUUUAAGUAGCCAUGGCUGUGCUGUAAAGUGGAAGAGUGAGAAUUGGGUUUUAUUUGCUGGUUAGAGAGAGAUGGAUAUCGAUGUUUUGGGUCUUUCAGAAUAUUGGGCGGCAGUCCGUGCCCUUCUUUCCAUUGCUCAAUGGUGGGCUUUUAAUGUCACUGUUAUUAUCAUGAACAAAUGGAUCUUUCAGAAAUUGGACUUCAAGUUCCCUCUAUCAGUGUCAUGUGUACAUUUUAUAUGCUCUGCCCUUGGAGCCUAUUUAGUUGUGAAAGUUCUGAAGCUAAAGCCUUUAAUCGAAGUAGAUCCUGAGGACCUUUGGAGACGGAUAUUUCCUAUGUCAUUUGUAUUCUGUAUAAACAUUGUACUGGGAAAUGUUAGCUUGAGAUACAUUCCUGUUUCGUUUAUGCAAACAAUUAAGUCAUUCACUCCAGCAACAACAGUUUGUCUGCAGUGGUUAGUAUGGGGAAAGUCAUUUGAUUGGCGCAUAUGGAGUUCUUUAAUUCCUAUAGUUGGAGGUAUUCUCCUUACUUCUGUCACAGAGCUCAGUUUCAAUAUUUUCGGAUUCUGUGCUGCUUUAUUUGGGUGUCUUGCUACAUCUACAAAGACAAUUCUCGCAGAAUCAUUGCUUCAUGGAUACAAGUUUGACAGCAUAAACACGGUAUACUAUAUGGCCCCAUUUGCAACCAUGAUAUUGGCAGUGCCAGCAUUGUUACUCGAAGGUGCCCCCAUUAUUACUUGGCUACAAACACAAGAAUCUCUUGUUUUCUCACUCCUGAUAAUAUUUAGUUCGGGCAUCUUCGCCUUUUGUUUAAACUUCUCGAUUUUCUACGUCAUCCACUCCACCACUGCAGUGACCUUCAAUGUUGCUGGCAACUUGAAGGUUGCAGUGGCUAUCAUGGUUUCAUGGCUCGUAUUUCGAAACCCAAUUUCAGCAAUGAACGUGUUCGGAUGUGCGGUGACCCUUGUGGGUUGCACUUUCUAUGGUUAUGUGAGGCACAGGUUGUCUCAGGAGCCAGGGAAGGGAUGCGGGACGCCUCGUGUUGGGGUUGCUGAGAAAGAAUUAGAGGCACUCUCACUUGUAAAUGAUAAGAUGGAGAAACCUUAGAUACAUAUUUGUGCUGGCCUUGUGUAUUUGUAGGAGCCUCUUCAUCUUAAAGCUUAUGUGCAAGAUACUAUAAUUUAAUGUGAGGAAGUUGAUGUUUUACCUGA
Amborella trichopoda is the source of this 1423-nucleotide messenger RNA. Its product is annotated as UDP-galactose transporter 1. The record is from RefSeq and is a predicted model, not a curated record. NCBI's taxonomy places the organism in Eukaryota, Viridiplantae, Streptophyta, Magnoliopsida, Amborellales, Amborellaceae.